Molecule: messenger RNA, 2127 nt
Organism: Nicotiana tabacum (common tobacco)
Lineage: Eukaryota; Viridiplantae; Streptophyta; Magnoliopsida; Solanales; Solanaceae
Source: RefSeq, a predicted model, not a curated record
AUGUCAUUUAAUGAUCAACCUGAUGACAAUCUUUACAUGGACUCUAGAGCUACCAACCAUAUGGUACAAUUUGCAGGUACUCUAAUAAAUCCAUCUCCUUUUAAGGGAAAUGACUCUGUAAUGGUAGGAAAUGGUGAUAAACUUUCUAUCACACAUAUAGGUAAUAAGAAUAUUGGGAGGAACCUGUACCUAAAAGAUGAUUUUGUUGUGCCUAAACUCAAGAAGAACCUCAUUUCUGUUAGUAAAUUUGUCAAGGAUAAUGCAUGUUCUUUGGAAUUUACUGACGAAGAUUUUAUUGUUAAGGACAAGAAAACGAGAAUCACUCUGGCAAAGGGAAAUAAAAGGAAUGAUCUAUACACGUUGGAGGGAAACUUACAUGAAGCACUGGCAAUUACAAAGAUUGAGAAGAAUUCAUAUACGAUCUGUUGUCAGAUGGGUAAAAGUUGUAAGUUAUCUUUCCCAGUAUCAAAUAAAAGAGAGAUUGCGCCAUUAACGAAAAUUCAUUAUGAUUUAUGGGGACCAGCCCCUGUGGCUUCUUCUCAAGGAAUUAAAUAUUAUGCUAUAUUUGUUGAUGAUUGCUACAGUCUUCUUCGCAAAGGUUACAUAUGCUAUCACCCUCAAUCAAGGAAGGUUUUUAUCUCACGGCAUGUUAUAUUUGAUGAACUUCACUUACCAUAUCUAUCUCCUACUACUGAUUUGAAUGUUGACUCUAGUUCAUCGCAUUUUACCACUUUCCGAGAGUUCUUUAACUCAGUUGCUGCUCCAUCCUCUUUUGAGGAGAAUGUGAACGAUGAACAACCUCAACUGGGUGUAUCUGCUUUGCCAUCAUUAUUCAAAACCUUGCCUGCUUGUACAACUGAGCACUUGGACGUUCCAACUCAUUCAAAUCAACAAGACCAAAGUCCAUUGGCUUUAGCUCCAAUUUCUCCACAAAGUACAGGUUCAUUUUCGUCCACUUCAACUAGCCAUUCCACUACCUCAUCAUCCAAUUCAUCACACCUUGACAUCUCAAAUACACCAGGUAUAGAACUUUUUGUUGACUUACCUCCCAUUCCUUGUACCACAAAUUUACAAGUUAAUUCUCAUCCCAAACCUAUGCCACCAUCUCGACCCCAAAACCCAUCAAAUACCCAUCAUAUGCUCACACGAGCAAAAACUAGUUUAAUACAUAAUCCUACCUUUGAAGUUCUUACAGCGACCACGAUGCUAGACACAAAAGAACCAAAUACCAUCAAAGAUACAUUGUCUCGACCUCACUGGGUAUCAACUAUGCAUGAGGAGCUUCAAGCCUUGCGUAAAAAUAAAGCUUGGGUUCUAGUUCUUCGUCAGCCGCACAUGAACUUUAUUGGGUCCAAAUGCGUGUUCAAGACCAAACUAAAAGCCGAUGGGUCUGUGGAACGUUUCAAAGCGCGACUUGUUGCUAAAGGUUAUAAUCAAAUCGAAGGAGUCGAUUUUGAAGACACAUUCAGUCCGGUGAUAAAGGAAACAAUUGUCCGCAUUGUUUUCUCCAUUGCAACUACUCUCAAUUGGCCCAUUCGACAACUCGAUGUGAAAAAUGCUUUUUUACAUGGAGACUUGAAGGAAAUUGUGUUCAUGGAGCAGCCCCCGGGGUUUAAAGAUCUAAUUUUUCCACACCAUGUUUGUCGGCUAAAGAAAGCUUUUUAUGGACUCAAACAAGCGCCCAAGAUUGGGCUGGCUGCCCACUUUCUCGCAGGUCCACAUCAAGUCUGUGUUUUCCUAGGUUUGAAUUGCAUAUCUUGGUCCUCUAGAAAGCAAAACACAGUUGCAAAAUCCAGCGCCGAAGCUGAAUACAGGUCCUUGGCCUCUCUUCCUGCUGAAGUUACGUGGGUUACCUACAUUUUGAAGAAUAUUGUCAUUUCUCUAUCUCAGCCUCCAGUAUUGUUUACUGACAACAUCAAUGCAUUACAUCUCACAGCUAAUCCAGUCUUACAUGCUCGCAUCAAACAUGUUGAACUUGAUUAUCACUUUGUCCGGGAAAAAGUUGUCCAAAGAGCUAUGGUGACAAAGUUCAUUCCUUCCAUGUCUCAGACAGUGCCUAGAGUUACAGUUGGAAUAUUCUACGUAGCUAAACCUAUGUUUGAAGGAGUCCUUCAUGAAGUUGUAUAA